UUUUUGUGGACACCAGUGAUGGGCAAUACAUAAUCGCCGGUUCAGACGACGGAUCCUUUUUUGUGUGGAAUAAAGAGACGACAAAUAUUUUGCGUGUAAUGAGAGGCGACGACUCUAUAGUGAAUUGUCUUCAGCCCCAUCCGAGUUCGUGUUUAUUGGCCACCAGUGGUAUCGAUCAAGUGGUCAGACUCUGGAGUCCGCGACCAGAGAAUGGUCUAAAGGAUGAUCGAGAAGUGGAGAAUUCAGAGGACGCAGCGAUGGCUAACCAGAAACGUAUGAAUACAGAUCCGUUGGAACUGAUGUUAGCCAAUAUGGGAUACCGAGUGCCCAAUCUCUUUGAAUCCGAAGACUCAGAUACAGAUCAAAUGGGUCUUCAAUGCAGAACCAAUUGAUUGCAGAUUUUGCGCAACAAAUGCAUUGCAAAUAUUCUGUAGUUUUUGGUUCAAUAUAUCUGUAAUUU
This is a messenger RNA of Medioppia subpectinata, 460 nucleotides long. NCBI's taxonomy places the organism in Eukaryota, Metazoa, Arthropoda, Arachnida, Sarcoptiformes, Oppiidae. The record is from the annotation of a GenBank genome assembly.